AUGAAUUCUAUAAUCGAUAAAAAUAAAAAGAAAGAGGAAAUACAUUUUCUGAAAGCUAAAGAGCUGAAAGAAAAAAUCGAAUCGAUGAAAAGCGAUUUAGAGUCUAAAACAAAAUUAAUAAGUGAACUAAAAGAACAACGGAUAGACAAAAUUAAAAAUAUUAAAGAACUUGAAAUAAAAAAUAAUACCAAUUAUAAAAGUUUUAUAAAUGAAUAUGAAAAUAUACUAAGCCAAUACCAAAACAUUGAAAAUGAUAUUUAUGAAAUGCUAAAGGACUUAGCAUUGUUGUCUGAAAAGUCAUACAACGAAAUAUUAGAACUUAGAGAAGAAAAUAAAAACAUUCUUAUGAGCAAAGACUUAAUUAUUGAGAAAAUAAAAAAAGAGCUUCAGGAACAAAUGGAAACAAUUGACCUUGAAAUGUCUAAACACUCAGAUAUGCUGAAUAGUUUGCUAUUGAAAAUUGGCGAAAUUUUUAAGAAAACACAUGUGCAGUAUCAAAACGAUGAGGAAUUAAGGCCAUUAUUAAUACGUUUGAAGAGUAUUGGGAAAAGCUAG
Messenger RNA from Plasmodium vinckei vinckei, 555 nucleotides. Its product is annotated as conserved Plasmodium protein, unknown function. The transcript is spliced from 5 exons. The coding region runs from base 1 to 555 and encodes 184 amino acids. Lineage: Eukaryota; Apicomplexa; Aconoidasida; Haemosporida; Plasmodiidae. The record is from RefSeq and is a predicted model, not a curated record.